GACUGGGCUGUCACUGAUGUCGUAAAUUACUUCAGAACAGCAGGAUUUGAAGAACAAGCCAAUGCUUUUCAAGAACAGUGGAUGUAAGUCGAUUUUAGUGGAAGAAAUUACUAUAAAAAAGUGAAAAUAGCAAAUUAUCAGGGAACGGGUUGCUGUAACUGUGAGAGAGUUGAGGAUAGAAGGGAAUUAGAGAAGCCGGAAGAUGCAAAAUACUGAGACAGAAAAUAUGAGCCAUAAACAUUCUGAACAAUUGGCUCAAAGAGCAAGACACUAAAAUAGACUGCAACACAUUGCAAGGCUGAAUUCGAAGAGCUUUGCUAGUAUGCCUGCAUUGCUUCAGCAGAUGAAAACACAAGUCCUGACAAUGCAGCUGGUGUGUGUGGGUGACUUGAUGCAUGUAACCCUUUGCCACAUGUUACGACUUUGUAUAUUUAACAGAGAAAGCAAAACUUUCAGUGCCAGCUACCAAAAACAAUAAUAAUAUUCAUGUCUGUCAUGUAGCCAGAGGGUUAUAUUUCAAUAAUGCUAAAUUCGACUCUUCAUAACCACUGGUCACAGCACCUUAAGCAAUGAGAUUGCAGUAUGCAAAUGAACUAAAGUCCCUAGCAUGGUUAUUAGCUGACUUAUCUCUGAUGUCACAAUCCCCACUCCAACAAAGGCCUCUUCAUGGCUAUCCUGAAAGCAGACUGUUGGUUGGAAAAUAGCUAGUUUUCCAUGUCUCUCUCUAACGAAGAUACCUUAACAAAAACAUGGAGGAGCACGGAGAGACAUUUUGUAAAUCACUUUAAUAUAAACAUGUUUGCCUUUUAAAAAAUUUCUGAUAUUACUCAACCAGAUUAAACUUGAGGGACAGAGAGAGUGCCAAGAGGAAUUAGAGUUUCACUGGAUUGCCAAUGGUUGCUGAGGACAGAGACUGAAUUUUGCUGCUGAGAACAUCUUGACAUGAUGGUGAAUUAUUAUGACAUUCUAGGUCUUCAAAGAAAUGCCUCUGCAGAUGACAUUAAAAAGGCAUACCGAAAACUGGCAUUGAAGGUGCAUCCUGAUAAAAACCCAGAGAACAGAGAGGCAGCAGAGAGGAAAUUCAUACAAGUCUCUAAGGCAUAUGAGGUUUUAUCUGAUGCCAAAAAACGAGAUGUCUAUGACAUGUCUAGUGAAGGAGGUAUAAGUGGAAAAGACAGAAGAGGUAGAGGUGAAGGUGGAGGGAAAGGUAGAGAGAAAGGCAGGGGUGGGAGUCACUUUGAUACUGAAUUCCCAUUCAGUAGCCCCCACACAGAUGUGUUGAGAGGAAUGGACUCCUUUACAGUGAAACUCUGGGAUGAUCUACUUGAUGGAAUUUCUGGCAUUCGGCGAGGACUCCAUGGAAGAAGAAGCAGAAGUGGUGAAGGAUACUCUGUCUCUAUUGCUGGAGUGUCUCCUAUUUCAGGGACUGGAUUUACUUCAUUUGGUUCCCAGCGAGUUGGGGGCUGCUCUUCAUCCUCUAUCACGUCACUGAACAACAGUGGGAAAGGCAACUUCAAAUCAGUCAUAACGACCAGCAAAAUAGUUAAUGGCAUCAAAAUCACUACCAAGAGAAUUGUGAUGAAUGGAGAAGAAAGAGUAGACACCAUUAUUGACCAUUAAAAUUCUCAACAAUUGGAAAUUGACGGCAAAUCAUUGCUACUGAUGACAAGAAAUGAUGUAUUGACUGGACUUGCGUUAAAACUGGGGCCAGCUCUGAAAAUCUAUGAAUAUCACGUAAAGCCUCUACAGACACAACAUCUAAAGAA
This is a messenger RNA of Trachemys scripta elegans, 1766 nucleotides long. RefSeq names its product sterile alpha motif domain containing 13 (gene SAMD13). Bases 943 to 1620 code for a protein of 225 amino acids. Gene Ontology annotation, biological process: positive regulation of proteasomal ubiquitin-dependent protein catabolic process; protein refolding. Gene Ontology annotation, molecular function: ATPase activator activity; Hsp70 protein binding. Lineage: Eukaryota; Metazoa; Chordata; Testudines; Emydidae. Gene Ontology annotation, cellular component: cytosol; endoplasmic reticulum membrane. The record is from RefSeq and is a predicted model, not a curated record. The transcript is spliced from 3 exons.